Messenger RNA from Zasmidium cellare ATCC 36951, 1611 nucleotides. RefSeq lists its product as uncharacterized. Lineage: Eukaryota; Fungi; Ascomycota; Dothideomycetes; Mycosphaerellales; Mycosphaerellaceae. Gene Ontology annotation, molecular function: catalytic activity. Bases 1 to 1611 code for a protein of 536 amino acids. The transcript is spliced from 4 exons. The record is from RefSeq and is a predicted model, not a curated record.
AUGAGCGUCGUGACAUUGGGAGAGAAUCCCAACAAACUGGACACCACCCUCCUGCAAACCAUCACCUCCAACGCCGGCCUAACCCUCAACCCCUCCCACAUCAACGACUGGACCAUCCUCCUCGGCACCCUCGACGAACCCAUCGCCAAAAUCCUCGCCGAGGAGGACUACACCCUAACCCCCGACCUCGCCAAAUACCCACGUUCCAACAUCUCCAUCCCUCAGAAUGAGCUCGAAUCCGAUCAAGGCGGCUGGGCGACGAAAUUCAUCUCCAAAGCCACCACCCCGAAGAACGAUUUGCUUGCUGGAAAAACCGUCGCCCUCAAAGACAACAUCGCCUUCGCCUCCGUCCGCUGCACGAACGGCACCACCGCCUUCGAAUGGACGCCGACCAUCGACGCCCCCGUCGCCACGCGGAUCCUGGAUGCCGGCGCAACGAUCACGGGCAAAGCGACGUGCGAGAAUGCGUGCAUGGAAGGCGACAGCGACACCUCCUGCACGGGCCCCGUGCACAAUUUCUAUGCGCAUGGGUACUCGUGCGGCGGGUCGAGCAGUGGCAGCGGGAGGCUCGUGGCGAGCGGGGCGGUGGAUCUCGCGGUGGGAGGGGAUCAGGGGGGGAGUAUUAGGAUUCCGGCGAGUAUGUGCGGGAUUGUUGGGUUGAAGCCCACCUGGGGUCUCGUGCCGUACACGGGGAUUCUGAGCCUUGAGGCGACGAUCGAUCAUGCGGGUCCCAUGGCACGCACUGUGGCGGACUGCGCCGCUCUCCUCGAAACCCUUGCGGGCCCGGACGGCAUCGACGACCGCCAGCCCCCAAACCUCCCCCGAACGCCCUAUACCACCGACCUCUCCGCCUUCCUCGCUACCGCCCCCAGCACGAAACCCCUCACCGGCAUGCGCCUAGGGAUCCUCACCGAAUCCCUCCAGAUCCCCGGAAUCCACCCAGCGAUUGUCACUCUCUUCCACCGCGCCGUGGCAGCCCUCCGCGACCUAGGCGCGGAAGUCAAAGAUAUCUCCAUCCCGCUGCACGCCGACGCGGCGGUGGUGUGGAUGUGUUCGUUACCCUUAUCGGGGGCUCCGACGGCGUUGCUGAAUGAGAGUAUGGGGCGGAAGCAGUUACACCUAAAUGAUCGCGAGCCCGUCACAAAGUUGAAGCAGGAAGAAUUUGAUAAGCUGGGGCCGGGGGCGCAGAAUCUUUAUCUGAGGUAUUUGUAUUUGAAGCAUGCCUAUGGCGCGAAGGUCCAUGGGAAAUGCACGAAUCUGCUGAGGAAGAUUAACGACGGCUACGACGCCGCCCUCCACACCCAAGUCGACGUCCUCCUGACGCCCACCCUCCCCUGUCCCCCCAGCAAACUCUUCCCCAACCCAGAAACCCACGGCCCGCUAGAGCGCCUGUCGAGAAAUCUCAACCUCGUCGCUAAUACCGCGCCUUUUAAUAGUACAGGCCACCCCGCCCUCUCCCUCCCCAUGGGUUUCGUGCCCGCCAGCACCAACGAAAACGAAACGAUAAAACUCCCCGCCGGACUGCAAAUUGUGGGGAGGAAGUUCUGCGAGGGGGAUUUGUUCAAGGUCGGGGCCUGUUGGGAGGGGAGGGGGGAUUGGAAGGAGUUUUGA